AUGCAUCAUCUCUUCAAAGGCGUCACUGUCGAGGUCAUCUCCCAGGGAAAACCUCUCAAGCUCUACGAUGAUCCGGAUGGGGAUCCCAGUCCAAGGACACCACAACGAUACAUCGAGGCUGUCACUGAUGCCAUCUUCAAGGUCAGAAUUACCUUGAGUGACAAGUUCUCGUUGUACCGGCUCCAGCCUGAUGACGGUGUACGUCUUUCCAUCAUUUACGACGGUCAACAGCUCGAGUGGUACAAAGACUUCUCCACCUGGGAACUCUCACAACGAUGGAGCAAGGGACAGCCAGCAGAGCACGUCUUCUCACACCUCUCACGUUACUGCAAUCACUCUCAGCAAUGGACCAUAGGCGAGACCACUUUCGGCGCCUUGAGCACAAGAGACACUGUUGAUUCAGGUCCUUCAGUGGCCGAAGUGAAAGAUCUCGGCAAGAUACAAGUGUCAAUCCGCCGCGUGCACAGGACCAAACGAGCACUACCUCUGCAUACCCCGAAGGAUAAGAUAGGGAAGCCGAUUGUUGAGGUAUCCGAGAAGAUACUGAAGGGCAGAGCUAUUGUCAACACAGUCCUCACAGCCAACCAUUUGCCUUCAAGUGGACCGCCUCCCACGACCUAUGACAUCAGAUCUAUGAAUGGAGUGGAGGGUGCGCCCUUGACGUUUAACAUUCUAUACCGUUCGAAGCACAAUCUCCAAAUGCUAGGAUGUAUUCCUCGAACCCCAUCCCCUGAGCACGAGACUGCCGCAACCAUCAGCGAUGUCGCUAGUCGAGAACAGAAAGUGCGAGAGCUGCGAGCUCAACUUGCCCUUCUGGAAGGCGCCGGGAACGUCAAAGCUGAAGGCUCAGUCUCACGGGCAACAGUAAAGCGCGAGUUGGAAGACACAGAAAACGCAGGCUCCAGAAAACGUUCUCGAAACUCCCGUCCAAUCGAGACCAUCGACCUCACGGACGACUAG
Molecule: messenger RNA, 960 nt
Organism: Letharia columbiana
Lineage: Eukaryota; Fungi; Ascomycota; Lecanoromycetes; Lecanorales; Parmeliaceae
Exons: 5
Coding region: 1-960 (319 amino acids)
Source: RefSeq, a predicted model, not a curated record